Mizuhopecten yessoensis (Yesso scallop) is the source of this 1593-nucleotide messenger RNA. RefSeq lists its product as uncharacterized. The record is from RefSeq and is a predicted model, not a curated record. NCBI's taxonomy places the organism in Eukaryota, Metazoa, Mollusca, Bivalvia, Pectinida, Pectinidae. The coding region runs from base 127 to 1536 and encodes 469 amino acids. The transcript has 2 exons.
UUUUAUGACACGUCAAUCUAGACUUACCUCCCCCUGAUUCCAGGGCGAUUUUGACAAAGCAAGAUGGCGUCGAUACCCCUUCGUUAGAUGAAGAAGUUUGUGUGAAAACAAACCAAUCUCGCAAUCAUGACGAAAACAUCUAGAAGAAAAUCCAUUGGACCUCGAAAGAAAUCGAAAUCGAAAUCGACCAAAAUAUCAACAAAGGAAGAUAGUUUGUCUUCGGAUAAUCUCCAUACGUAUGCUGCAAGUGCAAAAUGUAUUGGAAUGCAGAAACAACCAUGUAGACUGGUCAGUACCACACCUGGAUUCCUGGAUGAGGGAGUGUUGUAUAAUCAGGACGAAAAAGGUGUAACACUUUCUACCAUCACAGCCAAUGAGAGUGAUAUUAGUGUUGAACUGAUUGACAAUAUAGUCACAAUCUCUGAUAAUGACAGUAAUACAGCGUGUGCUGAGUUGACAAGUGCUAUUAUCACAGACAAUGACAGUGAUAUCGAUACAAAGUGUAUUGAGCCGAUUGAUAUGUGUAUGUUACCAAGUGCUAUUUUCACAGACAAUGACAGUGCUAUCGAUACAAAGUGUAUUAAGCCGAUUGAUAUGUGUAUGUUACCAAGUGCUAUUAUCACAGACAAUGACAGUGAUAGCGCCUGUGUCGAGCCAAUUGUGACCGUAGAUGAGAGUGAUAUUAUACCACAGUGCGAGACUGACUUGGAAAAGGAACCGGAGUUGAAUUCCCCAGAAUGUGAGAUAGGUCCGGAUCCAGUGCCAAUUUAUGACCAUCUAAAAUCCAACAUCUCAAAUGUUGUAAUGUUUCCUUAUCAAUUAAACUCCAAUUCAAAACUGAUACAAAUUAUUGAACUGUACCCUACUGAUGAUGAUGUAAGUCAACCAACUGUGAAACUAUCUCUCACAAUUGACAAGGAUCUAAGUGCUAAACUUUUUGUUCAUAGAAUCGAAAUAUGUCACGAUCAUGACUUUUGGAUGGGAUUACCGUCAAAGUUUGAUACGCCAUUGAAAAUAAGCGCUAUUGUGAAGAAACUACUGAGUUUUUCUGUUUGUGUUGGGAGUCCCGAUGAGUGCUUUCAAAAUCUGGCUGGCAUUGGACGUGCUAAACAAGAUAUGUCUGGAGACACUUCCGCCUAUAGAGAAGGAGACUUGAGUGCGGUGAAAGGUAAUUUACAUUACACUUCAACAAUUCGUAGUACACUGUGUAAAUUGUUGGUACAAGGUGCGAGGUGUCAACCCUGUUCAAAAGUGCGACGGAAUUUAAGGGACCGGAGGUUACGGCAAGAGGAGAAAUCACGUAUACUCAAAACCAGCCCAACGCCAAAUUACAUGCAGAAAAAAUUUCGACACAGAAAUAUGAACAGGAAAGCCCUGAUCGACAAACUUAAACAACAACACAGUAAAAUCAAACUGCUACAGUCCGAGGUUGGAAGGUUACAGAGGCAGUUUCGACAAGAAGUAAGAAGUAAGGGGGUCGAGUUAGAUGUUGGACAUAUAGAAGCUAUAGGUGCCAUGUGGCAUAAACUUCUAUAAAUGUUACCUAUAUAUGUGGUCAGAUGUCCAGAAAACUUCUAUAAAUGUUACCUAUAU